Messenger RNA from Orussus abietinus, 769 nucleotides. Its product is annotated as trypsin-1-like. The coding region runs from base 62 to 769 and encodes 235 amino acids. Gene Ontology annotation, biological process: proteolysis. Gene Ontology annotation, molecular function: serine-type endopeptidase activity. The record is from RefSeq and is a predicted model, not a curated record. The transcript is spliced from 2 exons. Lineage: Eukaryota; Metazoa; Arthropoda; Insecta; Hymenoptera; Orussidae.
CUUAUUGGUGGUUUCUGUUAAUGCACCAGCAGAAUCAAUUUCAAUCCCUGCCGAGCGAUGGAUGUCGAACAGGGGACGAAUCGUUGGAGGGUCGAACAUUGUGAUAGAAGAAGCACCUUAUCAGGUGCUGUUGCUGAAGGCCCAGACUCCAUUCUGUGGGGGAACCAUCAUCUCGAAGGAGUGGAUCGUUACGGCCGCACAUUGCAUGGCUCGUGCAUCCAACAAUAUGGUGAUUCGUGCCGGAUCUUCGUAUUCGAAACGUGGGGGCUCUACACAUGGGAUCAGGGAAACAAUUAUUCACGAAGGGUUCCACGUCAACGGAUAUGGAGUUAACGUGGACGACAUCUGCUUGGUGCGACUGAACACCCCUCUGAGCCUGGAUAGUACCAGAAGACCCAUCGCCAUGUUCGGGAGAUGGGAAAGGAUUUGGCCUGGAGCUUUUGGCGUCGUCAGUGGAUGGGGUAAUCUCGAAGAGCGAGGAUCCUCCUCGGAAGUCCUGCGGAUGGUCCAGGUACCCGUUCUCUCGAAGAGGUUCUGCAAUCGAGCUUAUUCCUUCCUCCAAGGGAUCACAGUCGGACAAAUCUGCGCUGGAUUCAGUGAAGGAGGGAAAGAUGCUUGUCAAGGUGAUUCCGGUGGUCCUCUUGUUGUUGGUGGUCGUCUCGCUGGGGUCGUCUCCUGGGGGAAAGGAUGUGGUCGACGUCGACUUCCUGGGGUCUAUUCCGAAAUCGCGUAUUAUAGAGAUUGGAUUAAGCAAAAGUCUGGAGUGUGA